This is a messenger RNA of Daphnia magna, 2823 nucleotides long. Its product is annotated as protein Wnt-4. The record is from RefSeq and is a predicted model, not a curated record. Lineage: Eukaryota; Metazoa; Arthropoda; Branchiopoda; Diplostraca; Daphniidae. Gene Ontology annotation, cellular component: extracellular region. The transcript has 8 exons. Gene Ontology annotation, biological process: cell fate commitment; multicellular organism development; canonical Wnt signaling pathway. Gene Ontology annotation, molecular function: frizzled binding; cytokine activity. The coding region runs from base 406 to 1713 and encodes 435 amino acids.
UUCCAUUCAGUCGUUGCGUGCCAUCCGAGACUUGAAGGUGCGCGUGUGAGUGCCGCGUGUUCACGUGUGUGGCUAAUUUUUGUGUACACCGUUCUGUCAAUUUGUGUAGUUGUGUGUGUGUGUGUGUGUGUGUGUGUGUGUGUUUCUCUUUCUUCAAAGGGCUGCGGGUGUUUAGUUAAUUUGGUUCCGCGUGCCGUGUACUUGGUUUUCUCGCAUUCGAUCAACUUGUUUUUUUUUUUUUGAAGUGUGGGGGGGAGGACAAGGAAAAACGGAGAUUACCUAGCCAAUUGCUUCCGGUACCGGAUUAUUUGUGAAACGGUCUAUAUACUGCGUGUCCGGCUUUACUGUGACGGACAAGAACAAACAAAACAGUCGAAAAUCCAAAUACAAAUCAAACGAAACAAGAUGGGACGAAUGAAGUGGUUCAAUUUGUUCGUGACUCUAUCAAUUCUAGCGAUUCAAUCCGCUUCGGCUAUCCAAUGGCUGGCCUUGUCGAGAUCGAGCGCCGUGGCAUCGGCGAUCGGGACGCCCUUCAUCUGCGACCAACUGGCCGAAACGCUGGACACGAAGCAAGUGCAAUUUUGCAAGAAGCACCCGGGCUUCAUGAUGAGCGUCCAAACGGGCGCCAGUCGAGCCAUCGACGAGUGCAAAUUCCAGUUUCGUACGAGACGCUGGAAUUGUUCCACACUGGACGAAACGGCCGCAGCGGCAACCAACGGCCGACAGCUGCCCACCAUCGUACCUUUGGCCGGUAUGCCGCAGGCAUCUACCCGAAGUAAAAAGAAAACCGCCAAAGUUAGCCGCGAUCUUUACUCCAACGUGACGCGAAGUGACGGCCCUUACAAAGCCAAACCUCCUAAACCACGGAAAACAGCAUCGUCGCCCUUCGGACCUAACCCCGUUGUACCUGGAGGGACUCGGGAGGCGGCGUUCGUGCACGCCAUUUCAGCAGCCGGAGUGGCGCACGCCCUAACUAGGGCCUGUUCGGCUGGCGAGCUGGACGAUUGCGGAUGCGAUAGAACCGUCCGCGGAGCUUCGCCCGAAGGUUUCCAAUGGGCCGGUUGCUCUGACAACGUCCAUUUCGGCACCAGCUUUUCACGCACAUUCGUCGAUGCUCGAGAACAUCGUUUCUCUAAACGCAAGCCGAAAGCCAAUUUGAACGGCACGGCGGCCGUUCAGCAGCAAAUGCAAAUCUGGCGCGCUCUUAUGAACCUGCACAACAACGAAGCCGGACGCAAGAUCAUCGAGAAGAGCAUGAGGAUUGAAUGCAAAUGCCACGGCGUGUCAGGUUCGUGCGAGCUGCGUACCUGCUGGAAAGCCAUGCCAUCUUUCCGCGAGAUUGGCGAGCAGUUGAAGGAGAAAUUCGAUAGCGCAACUGAAGUCGAGCCGCGGACGUCGCAUUCCGGCUCCCGACGCCAUCUAGUGCCACGCAGCCCAACUUACAAGCCGCACACAGACGCCGAUCUGGUUUACCUGGACCGUUCUCCCGACUAUUGCGAAUACGACUCGAAAACCGGAUCACUGGGCACUCACGGAAGACCCUGCAACAAAACGUCAAAAGCCAUCGACGGUUGCGACUUGUUGUGCUGUAACCGGGGCUACAAGAGCCACCGGGAAAGGAGGGCCGAAAGGUGCAUGUGCAAAUUUCAUUGGUGCUGCUCUGUUCAUUGCAAAACAUGUCUACGCGAAGUCGAAGUGCACACUUGCAUGUGAACGGCUGCGCAUCAUCGAACGACAUUUCAAACUGUUCUUGAAUUUUCAAUUGUGCUCCGCAUAUAUUUUUAAAACAGGAGACAACUGUUUUGCUGUUGUCGCACACCUUUCAUUUUCAACUUGAUCAUCUGAAUAUUCCCUUCCUUUUCUUUGAAAUCACACAUUUUUUUUUUAAAAUAAUUGUCAAUUAUUAUUAUACUAUUAUAACUUUUAAAAAUUAUUUUCCCAGUUUUUAUUUUAUUAUUAUUAUUUUUUUUUUCAUUCUUCAAAUCUCAGUAUUAUAAAAUCGACGAACAACCGCGCAGAGCAACCGACACGCCAGUUUAUAUUCAAAUUCGUUUCCCGCAGAGAUUGUUGUUUGUUUUGAAUUCAUUAUUCAACCUCAUUCACACACCGUCGUCAAACCCACAUGUGUGUUUUCGUCUGCGUAUACCCUCUAUACCUGUGUCUGAAUGCGUGUGUGUAUGUGUGUGUGUGCGUGUGCAUAUUUCUUAUGUAAAUAAAUUUUACUAAUUUCUUUCCUACAAAAAAAAAAAAAAAAAAAGAUAACAGCGGAAUGCAUAAUGACAAUUCCGUUUGAAAUUAUUUAGCACAUUUUUCCGUUAAAAAAACAAAAAAAAACAAAAAAAAACAAAAAAUAGAAUAAAAAUAAAAACACGAAUAAAGAAGAAGUAAAAUAAAAAAAAUAAUAAUAAUAAAUAAAUGAAAAUGGGUAAACUGUAUAGGAUGUUAUCUUUUUUUCCUUUUACUCGGUGUCGAAGCGGUUUCUUUCAGUUCGACCUGCCAUUAUUAUUAUGAAAUAUAUUCACCCUUCCCUGGAAUUCUGCUAACUUUCUCUUUUUUUUUUUUUUUUUCAAUUUUCGUUUUCCAAUCUCCUCUCGUCACUGUGAAAAUGUGAAUUCCGUUUUGACGUAUUUCUUUUUCACUGCCCUCUUCUUCUCAGCCCCACAGUCCCAGUUCUUGUUAUUCUCGAAAGCCCACACAAAUUCAUGAUAAUAUUUCCCCCUUUUUUUUGCCGCCCACCCGCCGUCCCUCCCCGCCUCUUUUCAAUGUCUACCUUAUUUCUGUGUGUAUAAAUGCAAUAAAUAACACCUGUAUUUUGUUCCGAGA